CCUAAACGCGUAACGUAGGUUACAAGGGGCAGUUUCCGAGCGUAAAGCUCAUACUUAUCUGAAUAGUUUGUUCGAAGGAGCUUCGAUUUAGUAGUGAUAUGUUGUUGGCAAGCAAAGGAAAGCUUUGGUUGAGUGACCACUUAGACCACAGUGCUUGCAUAUGACAGUAUUCAAUGGCGAUGCUUUUUUCGCUUCUAGCCUUCUCUUUUUGCCCUUCUCUUUAGCAAUUGCUUUGUUUCGUAGCUGUCUUUUCCGAACUUUCGCUUCUUGGCUAGAAAAGCGUAUGAACAGAAUAUCACUCUUCAGCUAUCUGCUACCAUUAUAUUCUGGACACAAGUAUGAGCCCUUAUGGGCAUGUCCUUCCUGUCCGCAAUCAAAACGUGUUUCUAGAAAUCAAUG
Molecule: messenger RNA, 399 nt
Organism: Mycotypha africana
Lineage: Eukaryota; Fungi; Mucoromycota; Mucoromycetes; Mucorales; Mycotyphaceae
Exons: 2
Source: RefSeq, a predicted model, not a curated record